AUGAAUUCCACGCCACACAUCAUCAAUUUCCACGCCACACAUCAUGAAUUUUUCCACGCCGCUUUUUAUUAUACAUUGGGCAAUAUACGCCCAGAACACCGGUCUCACCUCAAUUCCAUUCAACUACUUGGACUAGUGUCUAGUAAGCAUCUCAAGAUAUAUGAUGUGGAACCUGUGCUAAGAGCAUUUCUUAGAGACCUUCAAAAAUUAGAACAGGUUGGUGGCUAUGAGUUUAUAAUAAAUAAUCAGCGAAGAUGCUUUGCAGGAACAAUUGCAUUUAUAUCUGGAGAUAAUCUUGGUUCACAAUAUCUUGGUGGGUUUAAGCAAGGAUCACAGUCUUACAGAAAAUGCAGAGUCUGUAUGGGAAAUGCUACAGAAAUAACUGAAAUGUUUCAUGAGGAUGACUUUGUUUUGCGAACAGUGCAAGGUUACAAUGAGCAGUGUCAAAAACUGGACCAAGGAGAGCAUUUCAAAAAAACUUAUGGCCUGAAUCAGUUUUCUUUACUUAACAACUCAAAGUACUAUCAUGUCAUUGGAGGACUCCCCCCAGAUGCUAUGCAUGAUAUACUGGAAGAAGUAGAUGAUCAGCACUGGGGGUUACUCUGUACCUUACUUCAAAUUGUUCGUAUAAGUUUUACUCCAAUUGUGAGCAGAGAGCAAGUUUCAUAUCUUCAAAUACUCAUUCAAAAGUUAUUACAAAAUUUUAAAGAAUUGUUUCCAGAAUGCAGUAUCAUUCCAAAGAUGCACUACAUGGUUCAUAUGCCAAGAGCAAUACUUCAAUUUGGGCCUCUUGUGCGAAGUUUGUGCAUGCGCUACGAAGCAAAACACCAUUACUUUAAGAGGUUGGCAAUAGUGAUUGGUAAUUUUAUAAAGCUACCAUACUCGUUGGCAAAGAGGCACCAAGAAGGAGUUUGUUAUCGCCUACAGUCUGCUGAAGGUGGAAAUAGCACGUUUAUUUGCAAAGGCACUGAAAUUGGGCCAGGUAAAACAUUAUAUGUUGGUGAUGUUGAAGAGAGUGGGCUCAUUCGAACAGAAUCUCCUGAAGUGAACAGACAAACACCAUUGUAUAGUACCAAAUGGAUUACUAUCAAUGGAACAAAAUAUAAAGUAGGAGCUACUGUCCACAUUGGUUAUGAUUAUGUUGAAUUUCCCCAGUUUUGGGAAGUUAUUGGUAUUUAUAUCAUUAACCAAAAUGUUGCAACUGCCAUGUUUGUUGUUUCAAGAAAACAGACUGUCAGGUUUUCUGAACAUUAUCAGGCUUAUGAAGUUGCUCAGUCAAAACAGAAGGAAAUUAAAAUUAAAUAUUUUAAAGAGUUAACCUCAAAUUUGCCAUUUAACUUGAUAAAGCCAUUUGGGUGUAACACAAAAUACAUUUGCCAUAGAUAUGAAAUAGAUGUAGAAUAA
Messenger RNA from Xenia sp. Carnegie-2017, 1404 nucleotides. RefSeq lists its product as uncharacterized. The transcript is spliced from 7 exons. NCBI's taxonomy places the organism in Eukaryota, Metazoa, Cnidaria, Anthozoa, Malacalcyonacea, Xeniidae. Bases 1 to 1404 code for a protein of 467 amino acids. The record is from RefSeq and is a predicted model, not a curated record.